Messenger RNA from Punica granatum (pomegranate), 2634 nucleotides. Lineage: Eukaryota; Viridiplantae; Streptophyta; Magnoliopsida; Myrtales; Lythraceae. The record is from RefSeq and is a predicted model, not a curated record.
AUUUUCAUACUGAAUGUAUAUUUAUUGAUUAUAUAUAUAUAUAUAUAUAUAAGUGAAGGGAAAAACAAAAAAAGGAAAGAGAAAGUCCGUUCGUGGGCUAAAGAAAGAGGGGGAAGAGGGUGUGACUAGUGAUUCUUCUCAUUUGCAGCAGCAGCAGCAGCGAGCAGCGAGCAGCCACCUCCACCAAAUUGGAGCCCCAGAGCAGACGGACGGACGGACGUGCGGACGGGAUGUGAUGAGACCAGACCUGCCACGAUCGAUUUAGGAAGAUUCUCAAACCAACCCGUCGUCCAUGACUAAGCCCCCUGAGAAUAGCGGCGAAGACGAGGCUGCCGCCACCAUCGCCGCCUGGGGUACAUGGGAUGAGCUCCUCCUCGCAUGCGCCGUCCAGCGCCACGGCUUCAAGGCCUGGGACUCCGUCGCCUCCGAGGUUCAAUCCCGGACCUCCCUCCCCCUCCCCCUCACCACCCCACACCACUGCCAGCUCAAAUACCACGACCUCCACCGCCGCUUCUCUGCCGACGACGACGAGAACGACUCCGCCGUCCCCUGGCUCGACGAGCUCCGCAAGGUCCGCGUGGCCGAGCUUCGUCAGGAGGUCCAGCGCUACGAUGUCUCCAUCCUGUCUCUGCAGUUGAAAGUGAAGAAACUGGAGGAGGAGAGAGAAGAGAGCUUGAGGGAGGACCAGCAGCAACCAGAUCUGCCGGAGGAGUCCAAACCAGCCAGAUCAGGUAACGACUCGUUAGCCGCCGGUGGUGAGACGGGCGCCUCCCUCCCCGAAAAGACCGCCGCGAAGUCGGCCGCCGGCGAGGAGUCCGACCGGGAGAACCGGUCUGUCAAUGGAUCCAACUCGACCGGGGUGAAGAGCGAGCGCGAGAAAGCCGGCCGAGAAGCGGAGCCCAAGACUAAUAAGAGGGAGGAGGAGGAUGGCGAAGAGCCGGUCCGGGCGGGAACCGGCUCCUCGGAGAAGACGGAUCAGGCAUCGGAGGAGUCAAAACCGGAAGGGAUGGACUCGUACAACGGGAGCUCUGAACCGAACCGGGAAAGGAGGGGUGAAGAAGAAGAGUCGGACGAGUUGCGCGACUCGGUGGCUCAGUCGAAGGAGAACAGCAGCGACGUCCAGAGCUCGGCGAGUCUGACGAGGAGGAAGAAGAGGAAGGGGCGACGGGUGAAUGAGAUAUCGUGCGGCGGGGAAGUGGCGGAGACAGACGACGGCUCCCCUGCCGCUGAUUUGGCGGGGAAGAAAUCACAGCCGUUGGUUGAUUUCCUGAAAAUGAUCCGGGCGCAUAAGCACAGCUGCUUCUUCGAACGGCGGCUCGCGGUCCAGGAGAGUGACAAGUACCAGAACAUCAUCCGACAGCAUACGGAUAUCGACACCAUUCAGUCCAAGCUCCGCAAGGGUUCCUACUCAUCCACCCCCCUCUCCUUCUUCCGCGACCUCCUCCUCCUCUUUGACAACGCCCUCGUCUUCUACCCAAAGUCCUCCCCUGAAUCUGCCACCGCCCUGGAGCUCCACCGCCUCGUCUCCGCGGAGCUCCACAAGAAGAUUAAGAAGCCCACCCCGAGAUCUAGUUCCACUCAAGACGCCCCUGUCCGCCCCAAACCCGAGUUGGAGCGAUCCGACUCCUUGCUUGCAAAGCACAAGUCUUCUGUCCCCAUCAUAGUCUGCCGCAAGAGAAGUUCCUUUUCAGCUAAGCCCUCUUCCACUGCCAUGGGCCAGAAGGGCGAACCGCGGAGCGAGGAUAAGAGGCCCGCCUCUGAUCCAAAGCAGCAGCAGCAGCAGCCGCAGCCGAACAAGGCAGGAGGGCAGGAGCAACAGAAUCUUCCCAAGAUCAACAACACCGUGGAGAGGUCCGUGACCGGGGCUAGAAGCUUGAGGAGGAGCAAUACCAAUCUCAAGAGCAGCAAUGCUAGCACAUCCACUACUACCACCACCACCAAGAAGUCCCCCCUUGGCUCUACUACUGAUAAGGCAGAGACUCCCAAGACCGAUCAGAAGAAAACUGAGGGGGCAGCGGCAUCCACCAAGAAGAGGAGCGCCGCCGAUUUCUUGAAGAGAAUAAAGCGAAAUUCCCCAGCUGGGAAGUCGAAGAAUACAGCAGGUGAUCCUAAGAACAGUCAAGGGGGAGGAGGAGGAGGCAGCGGCAACGGAGAUCAAAAGAAGAAGCAGAGUGGGAAGGGAGACAAAGGAGAAGAGAGGGCCUCGAGGCAGAGUGGUGGAGGCAGCAGUGGCGCUAAACACACUAAAGAAGAUAGCAGCCCGUCGAAGCGGAGCGUCGGCCGGCCACCGAAGAAAGGAGGCGACUCCAAUGCGGUUGCAGGGAAACGCAUCAGGGAUAGCGGUGGGGGAAAGGAGGUGGCGGUGGCGGCGGCAUUAAAGCGGCCUCGAAAACGGACUAGGAGGUAGAAUGCCUGUGGCAUGAUAUAUUUAUAUAUACGUAUUUGACACUUUUUUCUUUUUAAUCAGGCGGGUGCUUUUGUUGUUUUCUAAUUAUUUAUUUUAUUUUGAAUUGGAUAGCUGUAGUAUAGCUAGCUAGUAGCCAUGGCUAUUUGGUCCUCUGGCCUGGCCACCACUGUAACGGUACAGUAUAUUAUCACAACCAGGAGGUCUUCAACUUUACCUCUUUUUACCUU